UUGUUAGGGUUUCAGUAAAUCGCGGCGGCGGUCGGCAGUGUUAUCGAUUCCUACCUGCUUAGAGGGAGACGGUGGCAACUUUGGUUUCUAAGGAUCUGUGCUGCAAUUUCCUCCAAGAUCAGGAUCAGUGGUGCUAUCUACUCCAAGAUCUCAACACCAUCUCGACUAAGGCACUUUCUUUUUUAGCAUGGAUUCCAUGGCGGCUCUACCCAAGGACCCCCUCAUUGAGAUCUUCUCUCGUGUGGACAACAUCAAAGAUCUCUUCAUGUUCGCUGUGACAUGUCGGUGGUGGCUACACCGUUUCACCGACCCAGCCUUCCUCCAUGAACUCUGUCGGGGAAAGGCCGAGGACCACCACGUGCACCUCCUUGGGUUCUUCUUCCAUGAGACAACAUUCAAGCGCUGUAAGAGGAGAUUCAAGUGCGGCAAGAGGCAAAACUCCUUGGUCUCUGUGCCUACUUUCUUCCCGACACCAGGAUCACCGCUUGGUCCUACAGGUCGCUCACUCACUUCAUUCUUUGCUACCGUCGCUAAUGGGACCUUCACCUAUGCUGAGCCCCUCGUAGCACGCCACGGCAUCAUAUUGAUGAACCUCAUCCCCCGCACCUUCCGCGGCGCUCAUCAUAGCUUCAAAGACAUGAACAAGCCAUUACUCGUCGGCCUCUGCAAUCCUAUCAGCGGUGAGCACCAUGUUCUCCCACCCCUAGAGUUUAGUGCCAAUGUCUACUUUAGCUCAUUCGCCAUCAUCACAGCGGCCGACAACAACAAUGAAGGGCAGCGGGGCAACAUGUUCUCACAGUUGCUCGUCAUUAGCCGAUGUCCUCGGUCUGAUGCGGUGUACCUCCACUCAUACUCUACCUCUACAUGUUUUUGGAGCGCACCCACCAAAUGUCUAGACAAACAUCGCUUGUCCAUGUUGGGUGGGAGAUCUGCUGUCAUUCACCAGGGCAUGGCGCACUGGCUUUGUGUGGAUUAUGGGUCUAGGAAGCGUCGGGCCCAAGACAAUGACUUAUACAAACUAAGUGUGGAGGUGGGCACCACGCACAUCUCUUUGACAAAACUCCCAAUCCGUGAUGGAGGCUUGCCAGUCCUUUGUGUUAACAGAGACAACAAGCUCUUUGUUGCUUGCAUCUACCUUGGGCAUGUGACUAUUUGGACGCAACAAGAAGACGGCGAAGAGGAAGGUAAUGAAGGCACCCCUACACCAUGGCUCCACACCGUAAUCAGAAUUCCAGCGGCAGUGCUAGACCCAAACUAUCGCCCUCUAUGGCAGGGUGGCGCGAGGUGGUAUCACUUUAAUAAGGGAUCAUUGCUCGUGGUGUAUGACAACAACUCUGUCUUUGUCCUCGACCUCGAGGAGAAGGUGAUGGAAAAAGUUAAGGAUUGCUUGCUACCCCAAAGUGACAAUCAGGGUCGGGUGUUUGUGCCUUACCAGAUGGGCUUGGUGGACUUCUUUGGGUCUCGCCGUCCUGCUUUCCUAUUGGAUGAUUUGGAAGCAUAGGAAUGACAUUGUCAUGUUCAUUAAGCUCCACCUACCUUUGAACCUCGGCCACUCUCUUUGCAAAAAAGGAAACUGCAAUGGCCACCUACCAUACAUGUGUGUGACAGGUUCUGGUGUACUCUUCUUGUUUCGUAAUAUGUUAUAGUCAUCGAUGUAUGCUCAUAGAUCCUUUGUUAUCCCCCAAAUGUUGUAAUGUGGAAAUAAUAUGUAGUCAUUAAUGUAUGCCAUGUUUUAGAUACUCUUCCAUCCAUCAAAUGUUUUAAU
Messenger RNA from Sorghum bicolor (sorghum), 1765 nucleotides. RefSeq lists its product as uncharacterized. NCBI's taxonomy places the organism in Eukaryota, Viridiplantae, Streptophyta, Magnoliopsida, Poales, Poaceae. The transcript has 3 exons. Bases 188 to 1501 code for a protein of 437 amino acids. The record is from RefSeq and is a predicted model, not a curated record. Gene Ontology annotation, molecular function: protein binding.